AUGCGCCUGUUUCUGAUACCAAUAUCGACAAGCAGGACUCUAAUUUAUUGUCAAAGGCUGAAUUUAACGAGUGCUGUUAAGGAAAGCUGGAGCGACAAAGGUACACUACGAGCGGCUAAACUAUGGACUGAUUGGAAAGACGGGACAAACUGGCAGAAGAAGGUGGUAAAGUAUGGCAACCAGCUUCUUCGCAAAAUUCCAUUCGAGGAAUGGGCAUUGAAAUCAAUUCCUCCACUAUCUAGCCGUGCCGAGGGAGUAAGAAGUGACAAAGUUGAAGUAAUCUUUCCCGAUAGCGUUAUAUCUAGGGAGGAUCUUCCUGAGAUUCUGCACAAGAUGGGCUCGGAGAGACAGCGACUACAUAGGACAAGAAUGAUAUAUUCAAUGAUUGGGAUGCCAAUAUCUGCACCUGUGAUGUUAAUACCUGUUAUUCCUAACUUACCGUUUUUCUAUCUCGUCUUUCGCGCAUGGUCUCAUUGGCGAGCACUGGCAGGAUGUAAACACAUUCAAUUCCUACUUAACAAGGGACUUGUUACUCCCCGGCCGUUGUCCAUCCUCAAUGAAUUAUACGCCAUUGGAAAGUCCCCAAUGUCGGUAAAUGGUCCCUACGCCCUGAAACAAAAAUCUGUUACACCAAAUUGGAAUGAAGUUAUUCUGUGCCGCAGGCCCAAUAUUAAGCAAGUAGCCACAGCCCUCAACCUUCCCGAGCUGGAAUCCGAGUUGAGUCGAGCGGUAGAGCAAGUCGAGCAGAGCUUUCAGUCCCAGAAAACGCCGGAGAAAAUCUAA
Blumeria graminis f. sp. triticale is the source of this 783-nucleotide messenger RNA. The record is from the annotation of a GenBank genome assembly. Lineage: Eukaryota; Fungi; Ascomycota; Leotiomycetes; Helotiales; Erysiphaceae.